CAUUCACCAUCUUUUCUUUCUUUCUCUCUCUUUCUUUACAUAAGACAUUCAUAAAAUCACAAUAAACACACCAAAAAAAGGGUAAAUGAGCAUUCAAUUCAAUAUGACUAAUGCUCAAGACUUGGGGCAAGAGGGUUUUAUAUGGGGCAUAUCCAAUUCUGAUGAUUCCGGAGGUGGUUGCAGAGGAAUCGAGAAACAAUCGCCUCCAUCGCAACCUUCUCAUCCGUCGCCGGAGAUCCAGACUGCGACGGCAGACAAAUCAACGAUAGUAGAUGAAGCAGUGAGUUCCAUCAAAUCCCUUGAACAAACUUUGCAAAAACUCCAAAUGCAAAAGCUCGAGAGGCUUCAGUAUUCUUCUGCCUCAACAAACACAACUCCUACUACAACUUUGGCUUAUGAUCCAUCUUCAUCUUCUUCUCCAACAACUCUCCUCACACCAAUCUCAAACCAUCCCAUAGGCGCCACCGCAGCAGAUUCUUACCCUCGCGCAGCUUUCUUGGCCGAUCAGAUAUCUUCUUCCAGCGCUGCUGCUGUGAACCUGCCUUACCCUUGUAAUGAUCCGAUCGUGACUUUCGAUACUUGGUCCUCACGUAACGUCGUGCUGAAUAUCUGUGGAAAUGAAGCAUUCUUCAAUUUGUGUGUCCCUAAACACAAAUCAGGGGUUUUCACUUCUGUUUGUUACUUGUUUGAGAAGUGUAACAUGGAGGUUUUGUUUGCUAAUGUCUCCUCUAAUGUUUUCUGGAGCACCUACGUGAUCCAAGCACAGGUAAAUCCGAGUUACGAGACUCAGUUAUUGGGAAAUGGGUUUGGAGUAGGGGACAUUUUCAAGCAAGUUGCUCAAGAACUGGUGUUAUAUCUUUCAUCUCCAUAAAUCAUAACUGGUUGCUUCCGUUUGAAUUUUAAGUAUUUUCAGGGUUUUUUCUUUUCUGCAAAGUCCCAUCUCUUUGCUUAUGCAGAAGAUUAGCUUGGACUUUUAACUUUAAA
Molecule: messenger RNA, 984 nt
Organism: Arabidopsis arenosa
Lineage: Eukaryota; Viridiplantae; Streptophyta; Magnoliopsida; Brassicales; Brassicaceae
Source: the annotation of a GenBank genome assembly